This is a messenger RNA of Closterium sp. NIES-65, 395 nucleotides long. Lineage: Eukaryota; Viridiplantae; Streptophyta; Zygnematophyceae; Desmidiales; Closteriaceae. The record is from the annotation of a GenBank genome assembly.
AUCUCAACCCCACUGCCUCAUUUCUCUCUCCUCCCUUCUGCCUUCUUCCUCGCAGCAACCGCAAGUGCAAGCUAGACGUGAGCAUCGUGGUAGUCUCCCCAGAUGCCCCCAAGUCAGCAACUCUCUCCGUCUCUGACCCUGCUUCUGCUGAAACCACCGACCUUAACCUUUCUUGCACAUGGUCCCAGCCCCGCCCCGGCGUGUGGCUCUGCGAGUGGCUUGAUAACUUUCCGAGUGUGUCGGGUGCUGCUGGCACUGCAAACGCUGCAUAUGCGGCUGCUGCCAGCAUGCGUGCUGCGGCCCUGCCAGGCUCGGCAGUGGAUUCGGUGAUUAAGCUGACUGUGGAGUCGGAAGCGGGGGACACUGCUGAAGGCACGCUGCGUUAUGCUCUCUGA